This is a messenger RNA of Sardina pilchardus (European sardine), 5571 nucleotides long. RefSeq names its product centrosomal protein 85, like (gene cep85l). The coding region runs from base 452 to 3049 and encodes 865 amino acids. Gene Ontology annotation, cellular component: centrosome. The record is from RefSeq and is a predicted model, not a curated record. The transcript is spliced from 13 exons. Lineage: Eukaryota; Metazoa; Chordata; Actinopteri; Clupeiformes; Clupeidae.
ACUCUGGCACAGUGUUUCGGUGGCGCGCUUUUGCUUGCUACUUGCUGCGACAGCCGCGAACCGAAGCAUCGGAUUGAGUAGGAGGAGACAAGCUCUGAUUGAGCCUUUCUCCAAGCGGAGCCUACAGCACACGCAUUCAGUGAGAUCACAUCCUUACGAGCCAAGCAUUGCAGUUGCCAGCGAGACGCUAGUAUUUCUUGCUGAACCUUUCCCAGAUUCCCGACUCAUGGAUCCCGUUUAGGAUAUAACGUUUCAUGUUGUUAAAUCGGGAAGCUGUGUAGGUUUCUGUUUCUUUAUUAUCUGAAAUCGUAGCCAGAAUGUCAGCUCACAGUAUGUAAGUAUGGGCCGCACUUAGCGAUUCCCCCAUCUCGGUGGGCUCACGUUUUGUUGUAUUUGCUUUUCGGAAUUAAGCCUCGAACGGUUACAUUGUCGCAGACGAACUUCUGUAACAAUGUGGGCGAGAAACGAUUUCGAAGAUGGAUAUGAUGCCUUUAAAACAGGCUCCAACACAUCCUCACCUGGCUGGGUACCUGGCUGUGAGUCGGCAUGGCAGACCGGCUCGGUCACCACUGGCAGCAGUAACCGCGGGAGACGCCACAGCACAGCCUCGGAUAGUGGCGACACCGGAAUUGGCACGUCUUGUUCUGACAGUGUGGAAGAUCACUCCAGCUCCAGCACCACGCUGUCCUUCCAGCCGUUGCGCGGCAGCAGCCUGAGCGUGGGCAGUGGGCCGGGCGGCAGCGGCAGCGUCAGCUCCAUCCCCACGGCGCACGUCAUGCCCUCGCCCUCCUCGUCCUCGUCCUGCUCCAAGCUGGGCGUGCCCGGCCUGCUGCUCUCCUCCUCGUCCGUGUCCACGGCCUCGUCCUCGCUGGGCGCGGCCGGCUGCGGAGGAGGAGGAGGCGGAGGAGGCCCCAGCGGCGGCGUGAGCCCCUGGGGCAGCAGCGGGCAGCUCCUGGCCUCGCCCCUCCACUCGCCGCUGGACAUGCGGGACCCGCGGCCCGUCCGCCGCUGGUCGUCCCUGACGCGGCUGAGCGUCGGCGGCGAGAAGCAGUCCGGCGGCGGAGGCGGAGGCGUCGGCGGCGGGAUGAUGUCGCCGAUGUCGGGUCGGCACGCGGGCGCCGGAAGCUACCGGAUCCCCGACUCGCACGGCUCCCUGGACCGCGGGCUGCUGCACGGCUACCGGCUCCACGAGUCCAAGAGCUCGGAGGGUUUCCUCCUACUCGGACGCUACGACACACAGCCGUCCGGCGGUAGUAGCGGGGGCGGCAUCGGCGGCGGAGGAGGGGGCAGCGGCAGCUGCAGCCGGACAGACUCGUGCAGGUCGUCCCCGCUCAAGCCCAGCACCCUGGAGCUCAACUACAGCGCCCUGCCCGAGAGCAAGCAGCCCCACGUGGGUACAGCGGGCACCAGCCCGGGCCUGCAGGGCGGAGGAGGCCAGAGGAGUGGCGGCGGCGGUGGCGUCGGGGUGAGCGUCGGCGGGUCGCCCAUCCAGCCGGCCGUGCGGACGCAGAUGUGGCUGAGCGAGCAGAUGGAGUACCGGCCCGGCGUGGACGCCUGCGGAGGAGGACUAGCGCUGGGCGCCUGGCAACAGGAGCAGCAGCAGCGGGAGAGGAUGCGGCAGGAGGCAGAGUACACACAGAUGCUAGGGGGCGCUGCUCUGCCUGUCAACACGCUGGUGAAGAUCAAAGAGGGGCUGCUGAGGCAGAGAGAGCUGGAGAUUGACAGACAAAAGCAGCAGAUCUUGCAGCUGCACGCCAGAAUCCGGGAGAAUGAGCUGAGAGCGCAGCAGGUCCUCCACAACCAGAGGGGGCGCUGUGAGGAGCCCUACUUCCUCAAACCCAAGGAGUGUGUGUGCGAGGGCAGCCCUGUGGCCCAGCAGCAGCAGCAGCAGCAGUCGUCGUCGUCGUUGUCGUUGUCGUCGAUGUCGUCGUUGUCGUCGGUGUCCCCGGUAGCGGCGCUGGAGCGCCUGAGCCCGCUGUGCGGGGCGGUGUCGGCGGUGGAGGGGUCAGACGUGGGCCGGCGCCUGGCCGCCGCCGAGCUCGAGGUGCUCCACCUCAACGAGUUCCUGCGCCAGAACACGCACAAGUACACAGAGGACAUCAAGAAGCUGGAGGAGAAGAUGAAGACGCGAGACCGCUACAUCAGCAGCCUGAAGAAGAAGUGCCAGCGUGAGCAGGAGCAGAAUCUGGAGCGGCAGCAGCGCAUAGAGACGCUGGAGAAGUACCUGGCAGACCUGCCCUCUCUGGAUGAGGUGCAGAGCCAAGCCCAGCAGCUGGAGGAGGUGCGUGGUAAGGCGGAGGCGCUGCAGGAGCGUGUGUGUGAGCUGGAGAGGAGCUCGGAGGAGAGCCAGGCGCUACUGCGGGACAAGGACGAGCAGAUGAUCGUGCAGGGCGCCCGAGAGCUCGAACUGGUGGCCACCGUACAGAGCCUACAGGAGAAGGUGGAGCAAUGUCUGGAGGAUGGCGUGCGCUUACCGAUGAUGGACCUGAAACAGCUGGAGAGGGAGAACACCAAGCUGCAGGAGCAGCACACACACAGCAGUGUGCUGGUGGACAAUCAGAAGAAACAGAUCGAGAAGCUCACGUUAGAGCUUUCGGCUGUGGAGCAGCACUUGCAGCAGGAGAGGAGUGUGUCUCAGGCACUGCGAGAGCAGCUUCUGGACAAAGAGGAGGACCUGCAGACCCUCAACAAAACCAUGCAGGAGAACCAGAGGCAGGUGGGUGAGGGCUGUGUGUUGCGCUCGAGUUCGGGGACGUCGGCCCAGGAGUCGGGCCCGCUGCUGAAGGAGAUGUCCCUCUGCCUGAUGGACCUCAAGGCCCUCUGCAACAUCCUCACACACCGCGCCCAGGGCAAGGAGCCCAACCUCACGCUGCUCUUAGGAAUCAAAUCGAUGGGUGUGUCCGGUGAGGAGAUCGAGUCUCCGGAGGAGGACGGCUUGCGGGUGAAGCUGCGCGAGGUGUGCCAGCUGCGGCAGGACAUCGACGAGCUGCGCACCCUCAUCUCCGACCGCUACGCCCAGGACAUGGGCGACAACUGCGUCACGCAGUGACCACCGCCCCACCCACCCCUCCAUCCUCCUCCAUCCUCCUCCAUCUCAUCUUCAUCUCCCGCGCUCCUCCAUCUGCACCCACUCUCCCCUUAUCCUCAGGGUGUUAUUUUUGUUGGAUUUGUUCCUGUUUUGUUUCUGUUUUGGUUAUUUUUUCUUUGUGUAUAUAUGUGUGUGGAUUUGAGUGCAAAGACAUCCAAUACAAAGAAGGGAAUAAAACGGCACCCCCCGAGAGAGUGCGAGAACAAGAGAGCAAACAAAGAGAGGAACUCCUUCAUGUACACUGUCGGUUCGGACAGGUGGAUCUUUUCUCCCGACUACUGAAUGUUGGACUAGGCUGUGAACAUGAUUUGUUUUAUUAUUAUUAUUAUUUCUUUUGAAUUUCACAAGGGACGUCGAGCAUCAGCUUUUCUACUUGGAAUCUGGAGCAGAAAGGGUUAAUGUGUCACCCUUUCAUUUCCUGUAUUGGAAAUGUGAGUGUUCUUUUUUGUUAUGUUUUUUUAAAGGAUGAUGGCAUUGUACAGUAUUUCUGCCUCUGUUUUUAAAGCGUUUCUGUUUUACGUUGGACUGUAUUUAUUGACAUUUGAGGAUUAGAUAUACAGUAUCUGUUGGUGGAGAGCGUUUUGAUCCCACCCAGUAUGUCUUUCUGUGAAGAAAUGGAAUUGUGGGAGAUGUAGUCUUUUAAAAGCCCUUCUUAAUGCAGUCUCACUGGCCAGUAGGGAAAACGCAUACAUGAAAUGCAUGUACCAGUGCUGUUCUGUAAAGUGCCUCACAGAGUCAGAGUCCUCUUAUCUCCCUCCCAUCUCACUAUUGGUCAUCCACUGAGGAACACUGUCGCCAUGGUUUCCCCUCCAUUAGGUUCUCUCCGCUUGUGUUGACAGUCGCGGGUCGACAUGGAAACAUGUUUCUCCUCUCACCAAAUCACCCUUUCCUUCCUACAUGCUUCCACACUCCAGUGUUCCAUCACUGACCCGUGUAUGUGUGUGUGUGUGUGUGUGUGUGUGUGAGAGAGAGAGGCUGGCUGGCUACUGGGGUUUAUGAAAUAUUGGAUAGUUGUGUAAGCAUAAAAAGGGAAAGCGACAGGAAAGCAAAAAUCUUCAGUCAGUUCAGGCAGGGGUUGUGACCAUGCUCUGUGAUAUUAGCAGUUAGCCAACAACCCCACUGAGCACCAGGUCUUUUGUAAAAAUAAUAAUAAUUAUAAUAAUAAUAUUUCUGAUAGUGUUAGUACCAAUAAUCAGGAAAUGUUUUAGUGAUACAAAUAGCUUUGGUUACAGAAAUGAAAAUAAUAAUACUUUGGAUAGUCUAUAUCCAUUUUUUUUUUAUUCCAAAGACAUCUGACGAGGAAAUAAGUCUAUGAGGAAAAAAAAUAACAGAAUAAUUAUUUUAGAUGCAUUUGAUACAUUGACCUUACAGAAAUAAUCUUAAUGGAAAUGUAUCAGUCACAAGGUCAACAGGUCAUUGCACCAUCCUCUGUAACUGUGGAUGUAUAAUUUUUGGUUUGUAACGACAACCAUGUCGUCUAGCAAUGCAAAUAUUGAUAUUGAUAUGUAUAUUUUUUGUUUCCUCAGGUAUUUUAAAUAGACAGUAUUAUCGGCACCCGUAUCGGUGUUCAACCACAGAGAUCAUUUUAACUGUAAAGGUUUUUGUGUUGACUUUUUUGUACUUACCUUAAACUCACACCACAUCAGAAGUCGCACGGCACUUCAGCAAAAAAAAACAAAAAACAUUUGGAACCGUUGUGAUAAUUUUUUCGGGGCAAAGCCCUACAAGCCCUCAAUAUAUUUGUGUCAGUGAAAUAGGAAUUUUUCUAUGAGAUUCGGUCAUGACAACCUUUUGCGUCAUUAUUAACUGUUGUUUUGCAAACGUGAUGAAUGUCAUGCAUUUGGAUGUUUUUUUGUGUUUUCAAGACCUACCAAGGUAGUUUGCUGUUGUAUUUACAUAGCAAUAGGAAUGGCCCUUCACCGGCUUCUUUUGCAUGUUUUGAUGAAUGUUGUCCAAAACAAAUGACGUUCUCAAUAUGUUUUUGAAGAGAAAAAAAAACCUAACGUUACUGUGCAUGUUCUUGUAAACCUGUGCUGUACUUCUAGUGUCAAACUGAUUGUAAAGAAUGAACCAGAUUUUGACUGAUGUAAUGGGAAAAAGAAGGGACUUCAAAACACAAAGCGUCUCACACACAUAAUUGCACCGUGCUAUGCAACUUUCACAUUUACCAGCGAAUGUCAGAUGAAAUGGGUUAGCUUUUUUGGUGCCUUUCACAAAUCUAUGCAGCAGAGAGACAGGCUUCCCUGUCAAACGGACAUGGCUGUUAGGACUGGCUGUGUGUUUCGCAUUUGUUUUUAUAUAAGGAGAAAUGUAUUGCGUUAGCGCUUACAGAAAUCAGGUAUUAACCUCUUGAGUGGAGUGCAUUCAGGUUUAUGAGGUUCAAGUCCUGCUAUAAGAUUCUGUUCAGUUGAGUUGUCAUCGGAGUUUACUCAGUUGUACCACCUGUUUCAAGGUUUAUAUUAAUCAGCAAAUAUGGAUUUUUU